Molecule: messenger RNA, 1101 nt
Organism: Colletotrichum chrysophilum
Lineage: Eukaryota; Fungi; Ascomycota; Sordariomycetes; Glomerellales; Glomerellaceae
Exons: 2
Coding region: 1-1101 (366 amino acids)
Biological process (GO): transmembrane transport
Cellular component (GO): membrane
Molecular function (GO): transmembrane transporter activity
Source: RefSeq, a predicted model, not a curated record
AUGGUGUCCAUUGGCAUUGAUUCGAAAAAGGAGCCAGACGUCGUUUCGACGGGCAUUCCUGAUCUAAAGGUCCCGACGGAUGAUCUCGCGGAAACGCCUGUUCAACAAGAAACCUACACGAGUUGGGGAUUUGUUCGUAACAAAAGACAAAAGGCCGACCCAAACGCUAUUGCUACUGUGCGCAGUGUCUUUGACAACCCGGAUCUGGCCCAAUUCUACCACCCUAAACCAGAAUACGAGAAUUACCGUGCUUUUGACCCAAAUGAAAGAUGGACGCACAGAGAGGAGCAAGCUGUUCGCCGCAAGGUUGAUAUACGCAUCCUCAUCUGGGUUUUGGUCAUGUUCUUCGCCCUUAACAUCGAUCGUGGAAACCUUGGACUCGCCACAGCAGACGGUCUCGUUGACGACCUCGGCAUCAGCACGAACGACUAUAACAACGCGCAAAACAUGUAUCGCGUCGGAUUCCUGAUUGCCGAGUUGCCUUCACAAAUGAUUGGAAAGAAGAUUGGCACGGACCGCUGGAUCCCGACACAAAUCAUCCUUUGGAGUAUUGCCUCCGGCGGCCAGUUCUUCAUGACCAACCGCGCGGCAUUCUUCGCCUGCCGAUUUUUCAUCGGCCUAGCUAUGGGAGGCUACAUUCCAGAUGCACUGUUGUAUCUUUCAUAUUUCUAUAAGAACAGCGAGAUGCCUAUGAGGCUGGCCAUCUUCUGGUUCGUCAACUCAAUGUCCUCGGUCAUCGCCUCCUUCAUCGCCUACGGUGUCUUUAACCUUCGAGGCGUCGGAGGUCGCGAGGGCUGGCGAUGGUUGUUUCUGAUAGAGGCCAUAAUCAGCGUCACGAUUGGUUUCUUGAGCUUUCUCUUCAUGGUACCUGGACCUACCCAAACAAAAAGCUGGUGGAAAUCGACCGGAUAUUUUACCGAGCGCGAAGAAAAGAUCAUUGUCAACCGUGUCCUGCGAGACGAUCCCUCGAAAGCCGACAUGCACAACAGAGAGGGGAUUACACCUGCUAUGCUGUGGAAGAGUCUGAAGGAUUAUGACUUGUGGCCGAUCUAUGCCAUCGGAAUCUUGUUCCAAAUGCCCGGGGAUCCUCCCGGCCAGUAA